CCAUAAGAUCAUUACAAAACUCUCUCUCUCUCUCUCUCUCUGUCUCCAGUUUCGACCAUCUCGGAAACGCCGCACGACGAGAUGGAGUCGCCAUCGGCGGCGGCGGCGGCGGCUCGGGCGUCCCCCCUCACUCCGAAGCUGAGGCUCAUGUGCAGCUACGGCGGCCACAUCGUCCCCCGCCCGCACGACAAGUCCCUCUGCUACGUCGGCGGCGACACCCGCAUCGUCGUCGUGGAGGACCGCCAGCUCUUCUCGAUCUCCGCCCUCUGCUCCCACCUCGCCAAGACUCUGCUCGACGACCGCCCCUUCGUCCUCAAGUACCAGCUUCCCAGCGAGGACCUCGACGCUCUCGUCACCGUGUCCACCGACGAAGACCUCGAGAACAUGAUCGAGGAGUCGGUGAGCUCUUCUCUCAAGCAUCCCCGCAUCAGGCUCUUCCUCUUCCCGGCCCAGCCGGCGCCGCCGGAGUCGUCGCGGUCGAUCGGCCGCAUUCUCGAGGCUUCCGGAAAUUGGGAGGACUGGUUCUUGGACGCUUUGAAUGGUGCCAGUACCGUUGGAGCGGACAAGGGGUCUUCGGAUUCCGCUUCGGUUAAUUGCUUGUUAGGGCUUGAAGACGCGGAAAUUAUCAAUGGUGAGUCCGGAUUGGAGAAGACCGCGAAGCAACCGCAGGAGGUGCAAUCUGUUCCCGAUUCGCCCAUGCUAGCGACGUCAUCGUCUUUUGGUUCCACUUCCACUGCAUCGUCGCAUUCUGUGGUCAAUUCGCCUUCGAUUCGAGUACAGUCAGAGUUGGAGGCCGCACGGGAUGAGAAGUUGGGGAUUGAGGAGCAAUUUGCACUUAUGGGUGUUGGAAUUGGUGUUGGCCAAAAGCAAGACGAUGGUUCUGUAGCAAGUUCAGCGCCUCCUCUAAUGACUGCAACUUCCGCUGAGUGCGUGCACCGGGUUUUCUCUGGCGACGAGAGAUCGUACCAGGGUGUGCCAGUGAAUUCUCAGCAGUUGGGGAGACAGCAGCCUCAGCUGCAGUCGCUUCCGCAGAAUGUGCAUCUAAAGUCGCAGCAAAGUAGUGGACUAAAUUCACAUUCGGCUGAUUCGCUAUCUAGUGAGAGUAUUUGGACAAACGCGGCGUUUUACCCAAAUCCCGUAAAUUAUCAAGAGUUACUUGCACAAUUGCCUCCUGCAACCAAAAGGACCCCUUCUAAUCAGGAUGAUGAAAAGGUUAAUGCAUCAGAUCUGAUCAGUCAGGUUCAUUUUAGACAACAAACUCCUGAUGCCAAUCACUUGUUUCCCUCUCAAUCUGAUCAACAGCAGCCUGAGCACCAUCCACCACUACCACAGCAGCAAUUUGUACAAGCUACUUCGCAUUUUAUUCCCCUUCAACCCACUGGAGGAGCUCAAUUAACGGCCUAUUACUCUCGAUAUCCUCCUUCACAUCAAAAUCACCAAUAUUAUCACCCUCAGCACAAUCAGCAGUUUCCAGUGUACUAUGUCAGAGCAGCACAUGAUUUGGCUAUGCAACAACCUAAUAUAAGUGAAGCUUCCGCUUCUGCAGCCGUACCUUCUAGCCAACCACAAAUGCCUCCUAACCUUGUAAGAGAUUCUCCCGUUGCGACACCUCACCAACAGUUUGCUGGUUACUCUCAAGUUCAUCACCAGUCUCGGUCAUUUGUGGCUCCCGCCACUUAUGGUUCUGAGCACAUGGAUCCCGCCCAUGCGUGGAAAUACGGUGGCCAACCCAUGGUACCGAUGUUGUAUUCUCAUUAUCAACCAUCUGUGGCGUCCAACAAUUUAUUUUUUUCAGAAGGUUCAACUCAGCUCUCUGGUGACAAGAUCAGGCAGCAGAUGCAAGGGUCAAAGCCAUUCUAGUCCACUUGCCUUGGUGGAAUGGGUUUGUGGUGUAUUCUUGAACGAUCUGCUCUACUCUCUGCCCCUUGGUUGUCUUUUUUAUGUUUUUGAUAUUGGUGUUGACGAGAUGAAUACUUCUGUGUCCUUUAUAUGUCGUGAAGUCUGAUACCAUCAUGAGUAAUGAAGCUGGUCGAAGAGUAUAUUGUGCAAACUGCAAAAAUUUGAGUUGUAAUAUGUGGGGGUUUACAGUUUAUUUGUAUAGUCAUUGUAUAUGUAAAUAUGUGUGCAUGUUGUCUAUCACAACUUCAUAGUCUCUAUCUUUAAAAGU
Messenger RNA from Rhodamnia argentea, 2167 nucleotides. RefSeq lists its product as uncharacterized. The record is from RefSeq and is a predicted model, not a curated record. Gene Ontology annotation, molecular function: protein binding. Bases 82 to 1860 code for a protein of 592 amino acids. The transcript has 2 exons. NCBI's taxonomy places the organism in Eukaryota, Viridiplantae, Streptophyta, Magnoliopsida, Myrtales, Myrtaceae.